UGCGCUGGCUCCUGUUGCCACAGCAACCACGGAGGAGAAAUCUGUGCAGCUUCUGAUGCUGUAUCAUUACCGCAAUGAGGGGGAUGUAGCAGUUGUGGUCGGACAGAUGGGACUUCAAGAUUGACUGUGACUCACCACAGCAAGACACACAAAGCGACGGGAAAGGACGUUUUUUGCGGUAAUAUACGAUUGUUGAUUCGGACCUUGGGGGAAACGGUUGGCUCGUUUUGGAUCCGCAAUCAAGACCUGAGGGAUGGAGUGAAAUCACUUUUAAGAACUCCAAGGACAAUUCAUGCAUUGAUUGUUGAAGAUCAUAAUCGAUUGUUGCCACCCCUCCUAGAAGAUAUCUCACCGCAUUAAGGAUGAUUCUCCAGACUUUCUUGGAAUGUGCCAUCUUUCCAAUUCCUUCCAGAAUCAACUAUGGAUAACUGCGCAAAAACAAGCCCUUUGUCCAGACUCUGAUUUCAAAAGGAUUGGCGCGGCUUGACGGCUCUACUAUGGAAUAUUUUGGACCUCUCUGGUGUCAACUGCCUUUAUUUCUGUUUAGUCUCUUCAAAUGUGUCUCUCUCUAAAUAAACCGAGAGAGACCCAAGUGCAUCCAUAAGUUUCAUUCAUGCUAUGUUUGUGUAAAGAUAGGCCUGUUUAGUCUGAUGCAAGCUUUUUGAAUAAUGAAUUUAAGCAAUUAUUUUCGGUGAAAAAGCAAAAAAACGAGGUCCACCAAGGACGUUGCACAGGUGCAGCUUCUAUAGCUUACUAAAAUUUGCCUGAACAUUUGCACCUGCUCCCAGGCUCUUCCAUUCCCUCAUUACUCUCAGCGCCCUCCAAUCUCUCAGGAUGAGCCAGAAGUCCGAUUUGGAAACGGAGGGCUCCCAGGCACCGGUGAUUUACACAGUUGAGGAACUGGAAUGCAAGAUCUGCUACAACCGCUAUGACACACGCACCCGCAAACCCAAGAUCCUGAGCUGCAUGCACCGUGUCUGUGCCAACUGUCUGAAGAAGAUGGUCGAUUUAGACUCUUCUCCCAGCAUCAUCAGCUGCCCCUUUUGUCGCCAUGAGACGCACGUCCCAGAUGAGGAGAUCUGGCUGCUUCAGGAUGACAGCAACAUCUUGGCCAUUCUCACUUACCAGGACCGGGCACGUAAAGGUGGGACCACGCCCAGUGGCGAGGUCCUUUUGACACCCAACAGCCUAAGUGGAGGCAGUAGAGGGGAGCAGGCCCAUAGCUCCUCUGAUUGCCUCGUCAUCACCAUCAUGGAAGUCCCCGGAGAGUCUCAAUCCUCAGAUUCAAUGAGCAUGCUGAACAUGGUGCGCUUGUAUCGGCCAGCCAGCCUGGACUCAUUGCCUUGCCACCUGCCUGUGCAGAAGUGCCGGGCAUGGACGUCCCGCUCAGUUCCUCGUUUUCUGAUGGGUGUCCUCUGCUUGGUCUACUUCAGCUCGUUGCCACUUGGGAUCUACUUGCUGAUGAUCCAACAGCUCACGAUGGGAGUGAUCCUUGUCAGCCUGGUGCCCUCCACCCUUGUUCUUUGUGUAUUUUAUGGCUUCUGCCAAUGUCUGUGCCAUGAGAUUAUGGAGGCUAUCACCACAUAGCACCCUAAUGCUUCUUCAGAUGAUCGCUGGACAAUAUGGACUAGCCAGACCUGUGAACAAACACCAUUGGUCAAUUCAGCAAGCAGAUACCCCAUCUUCAGUUGCACCAGAUUAUACCAGCACUUACCAGUAAACUCCUUAUGAAUCACCUCACAUUGUUUGCAGGGCCUAUUAUCCUUAACUUGAUUACCAAUGCAAGCUGAUGUAUUGAUUUUGGAAUGCAUCAGAUUGUUGUGGUUUUGUAUUGUGUCCAGCUCACCCAAUGAGUCUUCAACAACUGUGAUAUAAAUAACACAUAACAGAGAAUUAAUACCCAGCACCCAUUAUAGUGGAAACCACAGGAUCUAUUCUAUAAUAGUAGAUUCAUUUGUUCAAUAUUUUUUUGUUACCGUAUGAAUUUCUGUGGAAUAAUUUCAACCAUCGUCUCAAUGUUCUUGUUGAAGUUUCUAGUUGCCUUUGUAAGGCAUGUCAAUGGACAAGCUGUAAUGUAUAUGUAAAAAAAGUGAAUUUGUGUUUGUCGUUGCUAUGAGAAUGGACAAAUACUUUAAAACCAACUGUUAUAUAUUCAAUAAAGAUUC
Messenger RNA from Xyrauchen texanus (razorback sucker), 2165 nucleotides. Its product is annotated as E3 ubiquitin-protein ligase RNF182. Lineage: Eukaryota; Metazoa; Chordata; Actinopteri; Cypriniformes; Catostomidae. The record is from RefSeq and is a predicted model, not a curated record. The transcript is spliced from 2 exons. Bases 835 to 1587 code for a protein of 250 amino acids.